AGACGGCAGCGGCGACAUGGCUUCGGAGCAGGACGUGCGCGCCCGGCUGCAGCGCGCUGGCCAGGAGCACCUCCUGCGCUUCUGGGCCGAGCUGGCGCCGGAGCCACGAGCCGCGCUGCUGGCGGAGCUGGCGCUGCUGGAGCCCGAGGCGCUGCGCGAGCACUGCCGGCGGGCGGCGGAGGCCUGCGCGCGCCCCCACGGCCCGCCGCCCGACUUGGCCGCGCGCCUGCGGCCCCUGCCCCCAGAGCGCGUGGGCAGGGCCAGCCGCAGCGACCCCGAGACACGGCGGCGCUGGGAGGAGGAAGGUAAGCGGGGUGGGAGGCCCUGGGGGCCGGCAGGGGGUCGUGCCCACGGAGCGGGUGGGAACCGAGGCCGCGCUCGGGGAACUGUAGUUCUCCUCGCUACUUUGAGACGUGUCUCGCCUCACGCGUUCCGGCCCCCGAGUCCUGGCGCCCCAGCCCCAGAGUUGGUUUCCCCUAAAGCGGAAGGGUGGGCGGGUCCCGGGCGUCCCUUCACGGCGCCCGUACCCCCAGGUUUCCGUCAGAUUUCUCUGAACAAGGUGGCCGUCCUGCUGCUGGCUGGGGGGCAGGGCACUCGCCUGGGCGUGACCUACCCCAAGGGUAUGUACCGUGUGGGGCUGCCCAGCCGGAAGACCCUGUACCAGCUGCAGGCGGAGCGGAUUCGGCGGGUGGAGCAGCUGGCCGGUGAGCGCCACGGGACCCGCUGCACCGUCCCCUGGUACGUCAUGACCAGCGAGUUCACUCUGGGGCCCACGGCCGAGUUCUUCAGGGAGCACAACUUCUUCCACCUGGACCCCGCCAACGUGGUCAUGUUUGAGCAGCGCCUGCUGCCUGCUGUGACCUUUGAUGGCAAGGUUAUCCUGGAGCGGAAAGACAAAGUUGCCAUGGCCCCAGACGGCAACGGGGGCCUCUACUGCGCGCUGGAGGACCACAAGAUCCUGGAGGACAUGGAGCGCCGGGGAGUGGAGUUUGUGCACGUGUACUGUGUGGACAACAUCCUGGUGCGGCUGGCGGACCCUGUCUUCAUCGGCUUCUGUGUGUUGCAGGGCGCAGACUGUGGCGCCAAGGUGGUGGAAAAGGCAUACCCCGAGGAGCCCGUGGGCGUGGUGUGCCAGGUGGACGGUGUCCCCCAGGUGGUGGAGUACAGCGAGAUCAGUCCUGAGACCGCACAGCUACGUGCCUCCGACGGGAGCCUGCUGUACAAUGCAGGCAACAUCUGCAACCACUUCUUCACCCGAGGCUUCCUUAAGGCGGUCACCAGGGAGUUUGAGCCUUUGCUGAAGCCACACGUGGCUGUGAAGAAGGUCCCGUAUGUGGAUGAGGAGGGGAAUCUGGUAAAGCCGCUAAAACCGAACGGGAUAAAGAUGGAGAAGUUUGUGUUUGAUGUGUUCCGGUUUGCUAAGAACUUUGCUGCCUUGGAAGUGCUGCGGGAGGAGGAAUUUUCCCCACUGAAGAACGCAGAGCCAGCCGACAGGGACAGUCCCCGCACCGCUCGCCAGGCCCUGCUCACCCAGCACUACCGGUGGGCUCUGCGGGCCGGGGCCCGCUUCCUGGAUGCCCAUGGGGCCUGGCUCCCAGAGCUGCCCAGCUUGCCCCCAAAUGGAGACCCUCCGGCCAUCUGUGAGAUAUCGCCCUUGGUGUCUUACUCUGGAGAGGGUUUAGAAGUGUACCUGCAAGGCCGGGAGUUCCAGUCCCCGCUCAUCCUGGAUGAAGACCAGGCCAGGGAGCCGCAGCUGCAGGAGUCCUGACCCGCCCAGACUGUCCCCAGACUCCCCCGAGACCUGCCAGCCCCGGCAUCCUGGAAGUCCCGACUCCCCCCAGACCUGCCAGCCCCGGCGUCCUGGAGCUGGGGGCUACAGCCCAGCCUGAGCUCUGGGUGGGAAAGCAGCCUGCCCCAUGCUUCCAGCCUGCAGAACACAGAAUGAAACAUGCUGGUAGACUCCACGAGGGCAGGGCCUCUCCUGUCGCCUCUGGACACAAGUGGCGACAGCCUGCUGGGGGCUCUGUGGCUCCAUUCCUGGCUGUGGGGUCUAGUCAAGAGGCAGAGGGACUUGGGACCUGGGAGAAUGGGGCUGAGAGGAGGCUUCGGGUUGGGGCCCAAGGGAGGUGUGGUGUCAUCUGGGGAGAACAGGAGGGCAUGUCCCUUUGGGAGCCCGCCUUGUGGAUCCACCACACCCCACCGAGCACUAGAAGCUGCAUAAGCUACACAGGAUGUGCUUCUGCAGCCUACAGAUGCAGAACCAGAAUGAGGGGGACAAUUCCACCCACUCGAGGGCUGCCCCCUCUUCCUUAGCAGACGAACCAGUAAUGGGGGCAAGGCUGGGGCAUCCCAGCCCACACACCCUGGAUGCCCAGCAAGGCCACAGAAAGAGCCUGAUGUCCAUGAUCCAGGUGGCUCUGAGAAGCUUGGCCUGGACACCUGAGCCUGCGGCCGGUACUCCUGCCUUCUCCCCAUCUAUCCCCAAGGCCUCUGCCUCUCAGCCUCUUCCAUGGUCGGUUUAGGCUGCUGAGUUUUCUGUGCUUCCCCAAGAACCAGUGGGAUCAAUGCCGGCGGCCUCUGUGAUGGUUGCUGACUAAUCCGGGAUUUCAUGAGUCAGAGGCACCACCCCUCACCCCAGCUGCCUGCUGCUUCUGACGGAUCUUGGUGCUCAGGCUGCCUGGCUCUCCGAGUGAGGACGCAGCCUCCAUAUUUGGUGCACUCAGGCAUGGCUGGGACAAGCCAGCUGCCCCAGGGUUCUUCCCCUGGUGAUUCUCGCCUGCUUUCUCAUCUCAGGGGAGGCAGUGGCACCUCCCUCUCCCUGCUGACAUGAAGAGAGCUAUGAUAUGCCACUGCUGCCAACUCAUCCUCUGCCCCCACCUCGAAACCCACAGUCCCCAGUGGAGGGCCACUACUCAUCCCCAUUGGUUUCCCAGGGGAGGGGUGUUGUCUGGAAGGGCAGGUUCAGAUGCAGCCUUCCAGAUUUAGAGGCACUGGGAGGACAGUGGCUGAGUGGAGGCGCCCAGACCUGGGCAGGCAGCAGGCUCAGGCCCACACCUUGUGAUUUUUGAAACCAAAGCCCAGAAGAUGAUGUUUACUUCUCUCUCCCUGGCUCUGCCCUUCUUACUGCAAACCAUGCUGUGCCUUAGGGCCCUUCUCAUAGCUGUUCCUCAUGGCCAUGACUGGAACAGGGAUGCAACCUCUUUCUACACAAGCACAGUUAGUUGGGUGAAGUCUUUUUUUUUGUUUGUUUUAGACGGAGUUUCACUCUUGUUGCCCAGGCUGGAGUGAAGUGGCGUGACCUUGGCUCACUGCAACCUCCAGGCCAGCCUCAGCCUCCCUAGUAGCUGGGACUACAGGCACCCACUACCACGCCUGGCUAAUUCUUUGUAUUUUUAGUAGAGAUGGGGUUUGACCGUGUUAGCCAGGAUGGUCUCGAUCUCCUGACCUCGUGAUCCACCCACCUCGGCCUCCCAAAGUGCUGGGAUUAUAGGUGUGAGCCACCGCGCCGGGCCGGUUGCUGGCAUCUUAAUGUUCUGUAGGUGGAAUAUUUCCAAUAAACACAAGGUGCCGUAAUUGA
Molecule: messenger RNA, 3577 nt
Organism: Homo sapiens (human)
Lineage: Eukaryota; Metazoa; Chordata; Mammalia; Primates; Hominidae
Gene: UAP1L1
Product: UDP-N-acetylglucosamine pyrophosphorylase 1 like 1
Exons: 8
Coding region: 17-1768 (583 amino acids)
Molecular function (GO): uridylyltransferase activity
Source: RefSeq, a predicted model, not a curated record